CUCUCCUACCAAGAUCACAUCAGUUUAAUCUGAGCAUAAAUAUCAGUACUCAGUAGUCAUUACUACAAGUCUGCAGGGUGCAAGGAAAGCCACAGACCAGCACCAUGACUGAUGUCCUGCAUCUUACAAGUGUCAACCUGAACUUGGCACAGAACAAACUUGCUCAUCACACCACUGACUACAGGAACCCCAAGCUCAUUGUGAGGAGAGGACAAAGUUUUGUGAUCACCCUCAAACUCAACAGAGAACUGAAACCCAAUGAUACUAUCAAAUUUUUGGUAGAAAUAGGAAAAUUACCUGAGGAAAAUAAAAUAAAGGCGACAUUCUCGUUAUCUCAAACUGAACCCAUCAGAGGAUCUUGGUCUGCAGUUGCAGACUCUCUCACAUCACCAACUGUGAAUGUCUCAAUCACCUCACCAGUUAAUUCCAUUAUUGGGUCAUACAGACUGAUUGCCCAGCUCUUCUCUGAAGGCUUCACAUCUCAUGUGAUUGGAGAUUUCAUACUACUCUUCAAUCCCUGGGCAUUUGAAGACGAUGUGUAUCUGGAUAAUGAAUUAGAAAGGGAGGAAUAUGUCCUAAGUGACAGCACGAUUGUGUAUUAUGGAAAUGAAGAUUACAUCGGUGACGUGGGCUGGAACCUGGGGCAGUUUGAGGAUGGCAUUCUGAAGAUCUGUUUAAGCAUUUUGGAAAAGCAAACAGCAGUGAGUCUUUCUCUUCUAUAUGACCCAAAAGAAGUGUCAAGAGUCUGCAGUGCAAUGAUUAACAGUAAUGAUGACGAAGGGGUGAUCCUGGGCAACUGGAAUGGAAAUUAUGCUGGUGGCGUUAGUCCAUUAAGCUGGACAGGUAGUGUUGAAAUCCUGAGAAAAUGGGCAGUUUCUGGCCCUGUUCGGUAUGGUCAGUGCUGGGUCUUUGCUGGUGUGCUAUGCACAGUAUUGAGAUGCCUGGGAAUCCCCAAUCGUAUUGUGAGUAAUUUCUCCUCCGCUCAUGACACUGAUGAAACUCUAAGUAUUGAUUCCUUUUAUGACAGUGAUGGCAACAGUCUAGGAGGCAAUGACAGUAUUUGGAAUUUUCAUGUAUGGAAUGAAGCCUGGUUUACCAGAGAUGAUCUUGGAUCAUUCUAUAAUGGAUGGCAGGUUCUGGAUGCAACACCACAAGAGACAAGUGAAGGAAUUUACAGGCUUGGACCUACAUCAGUUAAAGCUGUCAAAGAAGGAGACAUUAAGCUGAAGUAUGACUGCAUUUUCGUAUUCUCGGAGGUAAAUGCAGAUCGCAUAUCCUGGCUAUACAAUGAUGAGGAAGGCUCUUAUGAGAGAGUGGAAACUAACAUUAGUUCCAUUGGAAAAUUUACAAGUACUAAAGCUGUUGGUACCAAUGAUCGCAUUGAUAUUACAUCCCACUACAAAUAUGAUGAAGGCACUGCUGAGGAGAGAGAAGUGUACCACAAUGCCUUGCUUCAACUUUUUGGACGGAGAAAUAUCAUCAAUGGUGACGCAGACACAAGAAGCAUAGACUCUCCAACUGCGAUCGCUAGAGUUGCUAGGAUGAGACCAGUCACUAGUCAGAACAUAAGGGGAAAUUUCAAAGAUUCUGAAUCCACUGUAAUUGGUCAAGAUGUGAAUGUAAUCUUAGCCCUUUACAAUUCUUCAGCUUCCAAAAAUAUAAUAAUUAAUUUCAAUGUCAAGAGUACCGGCUACACCAGGCGGCUGAUGAGAAGUGUGUUGAACGACACAAUGUCUAUAAGCAUGGAGCCUCAUGAAGAAAAGGAAAUUGCAUUCAACAUCCCAUACAGCAAAUAUAUAGAUUCUCUCACAGAUGAUAAAGUUCUGGAAGUCACAGCUUUGUGCAGAGAUGGCCUUCAGAAGUUACUCAUAUCCAAAGUGAUUACAAUACAAAGCCCCUCACUCAGUAUCAAGGUUCUGGACAAGGCUGUCAUUAAUAAUCCAUUAAAUGUGGAAAUCACUAUUGAGAACCCACUAAAUGAAACUCUCGAUGAAUGUGAGCUACGUGUGGAGGGCAGUGGACUCGUCAAAGAGCAGUUCAAGCGUGUAAUUUCAAUGAAGCCCAAGGAGAAGACAAAAGAAACAGUGGAAUUUACUCCUUACAUGAAAGGGUCUAAACAGCUGCAGGUCGUGGUGACAAAUCACAGAAUUAUGAAUUUCAAAGGCUACACAAUCAUUAAUAUUCAGGAUGCAUAAGCAAUCUGUAUAUGAAAAAGUCUAAAAGUUUAAGAUAUUCCUUUCAGUUUCAGUUGUAUCAGUUUGUUGAUUUUUAUAAUUUGACAUUUCUGUCUUCUAAAUUAGUUUUAUUCCUAUUAUGCACACUCCUGGGACCUUGUUUCAUGGUGGCUUUGGACACACAGGGGCAAAUUUACUAAUGGUGUGCUACAUUACACUGUCUAAGAAUAUUAAUCACAGUCUUAAUGUUAGAGAAACUUACUAUUCUGGCUCAUGAACCUUUGUAAAUUUGGAGUAUCGUAACUUCUUCACCAGAUUUAUUCUAGAAUUUUGUCCAUGCGCCAAACAUUCUGUCCGUGCACCAAAAAAAAUGUGUCUAGUCAAAGUUUACACUGCCUAUAAGUUGGCAUAGUUUUACUCCAAAAUUUGCCAACAUUUGGUGCAUGGAGCUACAUCCAAGCUAUGCCCUUUUUCUGAAGCCAUACCUCAUCAGACGAGACCUAAAAAGCAUAGAAAUAUCUGUGAAACGAUUAGCAACGGUGAUGCAAAGAGUGCACGCCAGUUGUUUUUUUUGCAGAAACUGCACACAAAAAAACAGGCACAUUUUCAUGAAUAAAUCAGACCCACAAUGUUUCUCAGUAAAUAGUUGUGCAACAUAAAGGUUUACAUCAGGUUUACAUAUCGGUAAUAUGUGAGCCGAAACAACUGUGACAGUGAGCAGCGGAAGAACCUGCAACUUACUUGGCAUGGCACUGUCACACAAGUUCUAUAUAAAAGUGUCCCAUAGUAAACAAUCAUGUUGUUGCUUUAAUUUUCCAAACAACCUGAGAGAAAUAAUACAUGCUAACUUAUUUGUUGCUAUUGGUUCCCUACAUUUUUCUCAUAAAUGCGUUAAUAAAAAUUCCCUGUUGUGAUACGUUCUCUGCUCUUCAUGUGUAUUACCACUUCUUCACCCCGCUACUGUCUUUAAUGAGCUAAUAUAAUGUCAUCUAUGCAUUUUAUUCCAGGUCCUAUACACUGUGCAUUU
This is a messenger RNA of Bufo bufo (common toad), 3201 nucleotides long. RefSeq names its product protein-glutamine gamma-glutamyltransferase 6-like. The coding region runs from base 105 to 2195 and encodes 696 amino acids. The record is from RefSeq and is a predicted model, not a curated record. NCBI's taxonomy places the organism in Eukaryota, Metazoa, Chordata, Amphibia, Anura, Bufonidae. The transcript is spliced from 13 exons. Gene Ontology annotation, molecular function: protein-glutamine gamma-glutamyltransferase activity. Gene Ontology annotation, biological process: peptide cross-linking.